CCCACCACGCGCCUCCCGCGCUCGCGCUACUACCCUCACCUCCCCCACACCCAAAUGCUCCUCCUCUUCCUCCCCCACCCUUCCCCACCUCUCCUCCCCCCCGCCGCCUCGAGAACCCGACCCCCGCCGCGCCUCCUCCUCCCUCCCAUCCACGCCUCCCCCUCGCCGGAGCUCCUCGCCAAGUCGGCUCUCCGCCGCAUCUCCGACAAGCUCCGCAGCCUCGGCUACCUCGAGGCCGACCACCCGGAGGCGGCCCCCGGUCCGGCGGCGCCGGAGGCGGGCGCCGGCGCGUCCCCCGGCGAGAUAUUCGUUCCCACGCCGGCCCAGCUCCCGCGCCACCGCGUCGGCUCCACCCUAGACCCGAGCUGGGCCACGGGCGAUGGGGAGGGGGCCGCCGCGUCUCGCCGCAGGAGGCGCGGCGGGAGGGAUAGUAGCGCCGCGGCGUCGGCGCCGCCGUCCGCCGCGGAGCUGGCGCUGCCGAGGGACGAGCUGCGGCGGCUUCAGGGGGCCGGGAUUCGGCUGCGGAACAGGCUCAAGGUCGGGAAGGCCGGGGUGACGGAGGGGAUCGUGAACGGGAUACACGAGCGGUGGCGCAACGCGGAGCUCGUGAAGAUCAGGUGCGACGACGUCUCCGCCAUGAACAUGAAGCGCACGCACGAGAUUCUCGAGAGAAAAACUGGAGGCUUAGUCAUUUGGAGAUCUGGAAGCACCAUCAUAUUAUAUAGAGGAACUGACUAUAAGUAUCCUUACUUCCAUGAUAGAGAAAUGAAGAAUGACAUGGAUGAGUCAUCAGAGCAUACAAGUUCUGAUGACGAGGACGCGGAUCUUGCUAUAAUAGCUUCCGAACAAAGUGGCAGUGAAGAGGAUUCUGAUAAUCCUGCAGAACAUGGUAGCAAUCAUACUGAGGAGGGCGAUGAUCUUACUAGACGGUUUGGUGUUGAUGCGCUUGAGGGAAAUUUAGACAUUGGAUCUGCAGAGCAAAGCAUUAACAGUGCUACAAAAGAUCAGCAAGCAAUAUUACAUACAAGCACUAAUGUGUCUCGUCCUAGCGAGAUCAGUGGUCGAGCUCGGUCAACCUUAGUUGCUGGUGUUGGUUCUCCAAAUAAGUUUCGGUUACAAUUACCUGGGGAGGUCAAACUCGCAGAGGAAGCUGACAAAUUAUUGGAUGGGUUGGGUCCACGGUUUUCUGAUUGGUGGGGGUAUGACCCUCUUCCAGUGGAUGCUGAUUUGUUGCCAGCAAUUGUUCCUGGAUACCGUAGGCCUUUUCGUCUGCUUCCUUCAGGAGUACCACCGAGGUUAACUGAUAGAGAAAUGACAAUCCUUAGGAGACUAGCUCGUCCCCUACCCUACCAUUACGCACUUGGACGAAGUAGUAACCUUCAAGGGUUGGCUGCAUCUAUGAUCAAACUAUGGGAAAGAUGUGAGGUAGCAAAGGUUGCAAUUAAGAGAGGUGCAGAGAACAUUGAUAGUGAUCUCAUUUCUGAGAAACUGAAGGGCUUGACAGGUGGGACCCUUUUAUCAAGGGAUAAUGAGUCAAUUGUAUUCUACAGAGGGAAAGAUUUCCUGCCCACAGCUGUCUCUCUUGCAAUAGAAAAGCGUAGAAAGUAUGGCAAUUCUACAAUCAGUAACCCUAAGCUUAAUUUUGACAAAAGCACACCGCAAAAUUCUUCUAAACUGAAGAUGGCUACUGAUGUCUCACUAGAUGGGCAUGAAUGCUAUGAAAAGAAGCAUAAAGAUGAAACUGCAGUUUCAGAUAAUAGAGCAGAAUCUCUUAAUGUGUUUGCCCAGAAUGUUGAGGCCAGAUUAUCUCAGGCAAUUGCAGAGAAAGAGAAGACUGAAAAGCUUAUUGAAGAGCUAGAAAUGUCGUCUGAGCCUUCUAGAGCUGAAACUAGAGAGGUUAUCUCAGAAGAGGAGAGGUACAUGUUGAGGAAAGUUGGUUUAAAGAUGAAAUCAUUCUUAUUGCUAGGAAGGAGAGGAGUUUUUGAUGGAACUGUUGAAAAUAUGCACCUUCACUGGAAGUACCGAGAACUUGUCAAAAUUAUAUGUAAAGAACACAACAUUAAAGAUGUUGAAUAUGCUGCUCGAACUCUAGAGGCUGAGAGUGGUGGUAUAUUGGUGGCAGUGGAAAGAGUGAGCAAAGCACAUGCAAUUAUAAUAUAUCGGGGAAAGAACUAUCAGAGGCCAUCAACUCUCAGGCCAAAAUCUUUGUUAAAUAAAAAGGAUGCUUUGAAGCGUUCUGUGGAGUAUCAGCGUUAUAAGUCCCUGAAGCUUCAUGUGCUUAAUCUUUCAAAGAAUAUAGACUACUUGAAGGAUCAGAUGUUUUUUAAACAAAUGGAGGUUCAACCUGUUACUCCAACUAAUGGAAUGAACUCAGGCCACCACAACCAAGGCAUUCUUGAUCUCAAUGUUAAUUCUGGAACAUUAGUGGACAAAAAAGAAGAAGUGUCUGAAGUUCUUCCUGAGUGUGCCAAGUCAGUGGUUGUAGAGUGUUCUUCAGGUGAAAGUGAAACAGAGGGAACCUCAGUUUUAACCAAAUCUGGAGUUCCCUUGGAUGUUAUGCAGAACAAGUUGUUAUGUUUCAGCAAGCAUACAGAUGAUCUGUCUGAAACUACAAGUUCCUGUCUGACUGAGAGUACAAGUACUUCAUCUGAGAGUACACACCAAAGUCCACUUAGUUCUUCUGUGAUGCACAAUUCAGAUAGUCACAGAGUAAGUGGCUCAAAAUUUGUAGGAACCCUUACACCUGUACACGAGCUGAAAUUGGAUGAGAAAUCUUCUCAGUUGCCUUCCGCAGCUGCUCCACUUUCAAACCGAGAAAGGCUCAUGCUAAGGAAGCAAGCUCUGAAAAUGAAGAAACGGCCAGUACUCGCUGUUGGGAGGAACAAUGUCAUCACAGGAGUCGCAAAAGCAAUAAAAACACACUUCAAGAAGCAUCCUCUUGCUAUUGUGAAUAUCAAGAACCGAGCAGACGGAACUCCAAUUCAGCAGUUGAUUUCAGAACUAGAGGAAGCAACUGGAUCGGUUCUAGUGUCGCGGGAGCCCAACAAAGUGAUUUUGUACAGGGGUUGGGGAGCAGAUGUGGCCCAGAAUAGCUUAAGUGGAAAUAAUAGUACAGAACAAGUUGAAAAGGAGGUGAUAUCACCUCAGCUCCUGGAAGCCGUCAGAUUAGAAUGUGGAUUACACCCUGGUGAAUCAGAGUAGAUGGAUCUCUAGAUCCUGUAGAUGGAUUAUCUUCAUCGAAUUGCAGUUGGUGAAGUUGUGCUCGCGCCUUCAAUGUCCAGAUUGCGUUUUCCCUCGUCGUUUCUGACCACAGUUUUCUGGUUGGCCUCCUCUUGACACAGCCCGUUGACGCGCUGUUCAAAUUGGAAUGUAGACACGAACAUUGUUUUAUCUGUAGUGUCUCCUUGUCACCUUCCUUUGUAAAUCUAAAACAUCUGAAAGGCCUAACUGGAUAAAUAUUCCUGCAACCUAAAAUGGGAUGUCAGUGUCCGGCAAACACUAGUGAUGUUAUGCCGGAAUCUGGCAAAAAGUUGUGAAA
Molecule: messenger RNA, 3538 nt
Organism: Oryza sativa Japonica Group (Japanese rice)
Lineage: Eukaryota; Viridiplantae; Streptophyta; Magnoliopsida; Poales; Poaceae
Product: CRM-domain containing factor CFM2, chloroplastic
Biological process (GO): RNA splicing, via transesterification reactions
Molecular function (GO): mRNA binding
Source: RefSeq, a predicted model, not a curated record